Molecule: messenger RNA, 2595 nt
Organism: Anopheles nili
Lineage: Eukaryota; Metazoa; Arthropoda; Insecta; Diptera; Culicidae
Product: irregular chiasm C-roughest protein-like
Exons: 6
Coding region: 1-2595 (864 amino acids)
Biological process (GO): cell-cell adhesion
Cellular component (GO): cell-cell junction
Molecular function (GO): cell adhesion molecule binding
Source: RefSeq, a predicted model, not a curated record
AUGAGCUUACGAGGUGUGGUGGCAGCGAGAACCAGCCUGCUGUCUAUACUGCUGCUGGUGCUGCUGAGGAGUGCGACGGCAGUGAAGGCGAGCUCAGGUGGAGGAGGUGUACAGAAGUUUGCGAUGGAACCGCAGGAUCAGACGGCCAUCGUUGGUUCACGUGUGACGCUACCCUGUCGGGUGGUGGAUAAGGAAGGCCAGCUCCAGUGGACGAAGGAUGACUUUGGGCUUGGGUGGCAUCGGAACCUGAGCGGGUUCGAUCGAUAUAUUAUGGUCGGCAGUGAUGAGGAGGGUGACUACUCGCUUGAGAUCUACCCUGUCAUGCUGGACGACGAAGCCCGCUAUCAGUGUCAGGUCGGGCGAGGUAAAGACGGCACACCUGGCAUUAGGUCGCGGUUUGCGACCCUCACGGUGUUGGUGCCGCCAGAACCACCCAAAAUCGUGCAGGGUGACUUCCUGGUCACGACGGAGGACCGUGAGAUUGAGCUCGAGUGUGUGUCAGUGGGAGGCAAGCCUGCUGCAGAGAUCACGUGGAUAGAUGGGCAGGGUACUGUGCUGACGAAGGGCAUUGAGUACGUGAAGGAACCAAUGACGGACACGGGUCGGUACACGGCCAAGUCGAUUUUGAAGCUGACUCCGAAAAAGGAACACCACAACACGUCGUUCACCUGUCAGGCGCAGAAUACAGCUGAUCGGACAUACAGGUCUGUGCGGCUGAAGUUGGAGGUGAAGUACGCACCGAAGGUGAGCGUGUCGGUGGUGGGAGGUGCGCUUGCUGGAGGUCGGAUACCUGAGGGAGCGGAGGUCCGACUGUCUUGUCGAGCAGAUGCCAAUCCAGCGGAUGUUACGUACCACUGGUAUCGAGGAGACGAACCUAUCGUGGGUGACUACACGACUGAGAUGGUGAUUCAUAACGUCACGAAGGAGUACCACGACGCCGUGAUAAAGUGUGAGGUCCACAACGCCGUGGGCAAGAGUGAAGAAAGUGAAAUCCUCGACAUUAGCUAUGGCCCGACGUUCCGAACUCGGCCUCAGUCGGUGGAGACGGACCUCGAGCGGAAGGUAACGCUCGUGUGUGAUGUCGACGGCAACCCACCACCAGAGAUCCUCUGGGUCCACGAAGACACCGGUCGGAUCGUGUCAACGGCGGCAAAUAUCACGUUAAUGGCGACACGAGAAACCGCUGGCACAUAUUGCUGCAAAGCGAGCGUACGCGGCUUCCCAGAGAUCGAGUCGAGUGCAGCUAUUCACCUAAAGGGUCCGCCUACGAUCCGGUCGCCACGACAGCAGUACGGAUCGAUGAACGACAACUCGCAGAUCCAAUGUGAUGCCAUCGCGAUCCCGAAGGCACGCCAGGUGAUCUGGACGUACAAUGGGCUGGAGGUGAACAGCGAGAAUGACCACACGAUUCUGGAGAAUCAUUCGCCUGAAGGCGUCCGGUCGACGCUCAUCAUCCCGAAGAGUCAACGGCAGCACUUUGGCGUGUACAACUGUACCGUACUGAACGAAUACGGUAGUGAUUCGCUCGAGAUCCAGUUCGCGCCUAUGGAGUCAUCCUCGCUGCCAGUUGUUAUCUUCAUCCUUGCUGUCGUUUUCGUCAUCAUCGUUGUUGUGCUCGUGGUGAGCCUGUGUUGCUGUGAUCGCAAGAACAACAAGAAACUGCCACCUGCGGACGUCAUUACGGACCACUACAUGACCGAAAAGACGUGCAAGGAGAGUGACAGGUCAUCGAACGUGAGUGAUCUGAAGAUUGAUCGGGACCACGAGUACUCGGAAACUUGUUCCGGGACCGACAGCAUCGCGACGCGAUUGGCCAUGAAUAUGAUGGGAUCGUCUAGUGGUGGUAGCAACAACAGUGGAGGAGUUAACGGAGGUACUAUGCCUGUUGGAGGUGGAGGAGGUGUGCCUCUGGCGGGUCCUGUGCGAAUUCCCAACGACUACCGUUAUUCCGGUGACUACUCGGAUGGUAUCGGAGCGACGUUACAAGCAAAAAUCGGCCAGAGCAACGGUGGCUACGUGCCGUACGUAGAUUACGCGCAGGACUACAACCUACCGAUGCACAUCACCAGCAACGGUCAGCUGCCGAACGGUAAUCUCAGCCUCACGAGAAAUCGUGAGCUACGCCAAGACAACGGUCUACCGAGUAUUCAGAGUGGCAUGGGUACGCUCUCAGCCGGACUGAUGAAUACAUCUCUCAUGAACGCACCCAGCAUAGACCCGCGGUACAGCGCGACGUACGGCAACCCGUACCUGCGCAGCAGUAGUACACACCUGCCGCCUCUACCACCACCGAGUACCGCCAACCCGGCACUCACUCCCGCACCCCCACCGUACAGUGCUGGUCGACAUCCAACAAGCGCUCUGCUGAUGGGUGUCAACAUCGGUGUCAACUCAGGCAGUGUGAUCGGUAUCGGUUCAAGCCUCACCAGCCCAGAAUCGAUCCGUUCGACGAGUGCCGGUAGCGAUCAGACGUUACAGCAGGUCCAGCAGGCGGGUGCGCAGGUCGCGGCCCAAACAGGUAGUCCUGCACCAGGUCAGUUCAUCCUGCCCGCGAACGGGGACAUCCGCAAGGGGGCGCUCGCGACGCACGUCUAG